CAUCACCAUCAUCAACAUCAUCUGCGCGGAUAUAAAGCAGCGCGAGCCGCCCGCACCGCACACGCAGAGGAGGAAGAGGAGGAAGAGGAGGAAGAGGAGGGAAUGACACCCUGACACACACUCUCACACUCACAGAUCAACCAUGACGAAGUCCUACACGGAGCCCAACGCCAUGCUCGAGCCGCAGGCCAGCGCGCACUGGGCGGACGAGCGCGAGGCGGCGGCGGAGAGCGCGCAGAAGAAGAAGGCGAGCAAGGAGGCGGAGAACGACGAGGAGGUCCUGAACCAGCUCGAGGACGAGAUGGUAGGAGAGGAGGAGGAGGAGGACGAGGAGGAAGAGGACGAGGAGGAGGACGAGGGCGACGAGGCCAAGCCCAAGAGGCGCGGGCCCAAGAAGAAGAAGAUGACCAAGGCGCGCCUGCAGCGCUUCAAGAUGAGGCGCAUGAAGGCGAACGCGCGCGAGAGGAACCGCAUGCACGGGCUGAACGACGCGCUCGAGAGCCUGCGCAAGGUCGUGCCGUGCUACUCCAAGACGCAGAAGCUGUCCAAGAUCGAGACGCUGCGCUUGGCCAAGAACUACAUCUGGGCGCUGUCCGAGAUCCUGCGCUCGGGCAAGAGUCCGGACCUCAUGUCCUUCGUCCAGGCGCUCUGCAAGGGUCUCUCGCAGCCCACCACCAACCUGGUGGCCGGCUGCUUGCAGCUCAACCCGAGGACUUUCCUCCCGGAGCAGAGCCAGGAGAUGCACCAUCACGCGCACGCGGUCGGCGCCCCUCCCCACUUCGCCGCGCACCCGUACGCGUACCAGACGCCGGGCCUUCCGAGCCCCCCGUACGGCACCAUGGACAGCUCCCACUUCUUCCACGUCAAGCCGCCUCACGCGUACGGUGGAAGCGGCGGCGUCGGGGGUGGCGGAGGUGGCGGUGGCGCGGGUGCGGGCGCGCUCGAGCCGUUCUUCGACGCCGCCGCGGCCGUGGCGCUCGCGGACUGCGCCAGCAGCCCCUCCUUCGACGGGCCGCUCAGCCCGCCUCUGAGCGUGAACGGAAACUUCUCCUUCAAGCACGAGGCCCCGACCGCGGACUUCGAGAAGAGCUACGCGUUCGGCGUGCACUACCAGGCGGGGCUCGCGCAAGGCCACGCGUCUCUGUACGCGGGCUCCGCGCAGCGCUGCGACCUGCCCAUGGAAAGCGUCAUGGCAUACGAAAGUCACUCUCAUCACGAGCGGGUCAUGAACGCGCAGCUCAACGCCAUAUUUCACGACUCCUGAGCCUAACGUUCCAGCAGAGACUAUACAUUUGGUGAACUGCAGAGGCUAAAUCGACGAUUCGAACGAUUACUUGAUGAUUCGGUAUUUAACCUGGACGAACAUUUCCAGAGACUCUUCAACUAUUCGGUAUUUUUUUUCCCCACCACAGACUCAGACUAUCCGACUGCUCGAUUAUUCGGCAUUUUGUCUGGCUUUUUCCAACUAUCUGACUAUUCGGUAUUUCGUCAUUUUACCUUGCAGGGCUGAACCUUUUGCAGAGACUGCUCGACUAAUCGAUUUCGUGCGUGUAAUGGUAAUUCUGUUUAUGGCUGAUGCAAGAAAAAGAUGGAGAGGAAGAAAGAAAGAAAGAGGAAGAGGAGCAACCACACAUUAUAUGCUUAAUCUUAUGUAUUGUAUUUAUUGUCGUUCUACUGCCUUUAGGGAGAAAAGAGAGAGAAUCCAUAUUCUCAUCCACCUUAUGUAUUGUAUUUCUAUAGCGCUUCUAUACUGUGCGUCGUGGUCACAGAUGGAAAUAGGGUGUGACCUAAUUCAGAAUGUGUUAAUUAUCCAUAUUACAAAAAAAAGGAAAAAAAAAAAAGAAAAAAAAAAUCACGAGCAAUAAUUUGGAAACUAUGCAAUUUUUAAUCGAAUACUGGGCCAAUUAUAGAAAUGAAUAGAGAUUGCUAUAUUUUUCAACCUACUACAUUUUACUACUUAUCUAUCCCAUACUGAAUUAUUUUGUUGUGAUUUUGUAUAGAAUUGUUAAUUUUUAUAUAAAGUCGAAUUCCUGCGUCACUCCAUGCAACCCCACGUUAAUGUUUUAUAAAAACGGAUUUAUCUUGUUUAUAAGAAACAGCAGCAGAAUCAUUCUAGUAAUAAAGAAGAGAAAGGGAAGAAGGAAGAAGAGGAGGAAGAGGAGGUGGAACCAGCAGGCAAAGUGCUUCACAAUCUGUUACGUUGCCUUAGCAGUCAAUCAUUUACUGUAAAAAAGAAUAAAAAAAAAACAUGCAAAAUUGCACAAACGCGAUCCUUCGUCUCCUUCCAACAACGAUUAAUCGUCUGAAUCACGAAUAAUAUUCAACUGUUUGAGUGCUGGAAAAGAUUUUGGUGUUAGAAAAGUGUUGAUGUUGUACAUAAAAAGCUUGACUAUCACCUGGAAAUUGAAAUUGCACCCUGUAAAAAAAAAAAAAGAAAGAAAAACAAGUGAAACGAAG
Messenger RNA from Pygocentrus nattereri (red-bellied piranha), 2457 nucleotides. RefSeq names its product neuronal differentiation 1 (gene neurod1). Gene Ontology annotation, molecular function: protein dimerization activity. The transcript has 2 exons. The record is from RefSeq and is a predicted model, not a curated record. Bases 143 to 1264 code for a protein of 373 amino acids. NCBI's taxonomy places the organism in Eukaryota, Metazoa, Chordata, Actinopteri, Characiformes, Serrasalmidae. Gene Ontology annotation, biological process: regulation of DNA-templated transcription; nervous system development.